Messenger RNA from Trichophyton rubrum CBS 118892, 1728 nucleotides. RefSeq lists its product as uncharacterized. Gene Ontology annotation, molecular function: NADH dehydrogenase activity. The record is from RefSeq and is a predicted model, not a curated record. The coding region runs from base 1 to 1728 and encodes 575 amino acids. The transcript has a single exon. NCBI's taxonomy places the organism in Eukaryota, Fungi, Ascomycota, Eurotiomycetes, Onygenales, Arthrodermataceae.
AUGCAGCACCUCCUUUUAUCAGCUCGCAAACGAGGCUAUCAGAUGGGACUUGUACGGCCUAAUUUCCGAUAUGCUUCCCGUCCGCCGGCCCAGGUCAGGCCUACCCAGCAGGUUCGGCGCUUUGCAACAUUGACAGGGGACUCGACGGGAGGCUCUCCAGCACGGCCAGCAAGAAAUCCCUCGACUACGGCCGAGCGAGUUGUCAUCUUGGGCUCGGGAUGGGGUGGAUAUACUCUAUCCCGUAAACUGUCGGCCAUUAAAUUCUCCCCCACAGUCAUCUCGCCUCGAUCGUACUUCGUCUUUACGCCUCUGCUUACCGAUGCUGCCAUUGGGUCACUUGACUUCUCUGAAAUCGUCGAGCCCGUCCGAGAUCGCUAUACCAAAGUCCACUUUAUCCAGGCGGCUGCACGAGCCGUCGACUUCAGCAAGAAGACGGUCACAUGUGAAGCUAGCGUGGUUCGCAGCGGCGUAACGGAAACGACAAGGGUAAAACAACACCGGCAUGAAAAGCAACAUUGGCAAGUGUCCAAAGGCGGGGCUGACAGGCAAUGGGAAUCCGGGGAAACAAUCAUAGUUCCUUACGAUAAACUCGUUGUCGCUGUCGGCUGCGUUAGCAAGACCUUUAACACUCCUGGGGUUAGAGAGAAUGCACUUUUUCUCAAGGACGUUGGGGACGCCCGACGAGUGAAAAGGCGCAUCAGAGAAUGUUUUGAAUUGGCAGUUUUGCCCAACACCGAUCCUCGGAUGCAGAGAUAUCUCUUGCAUUUUGCCAUUGUGGGUGCUGGGCCGACAGGGAUCGAGCUGGCUGCUUCGCUAUGCGACUUUAUCCAUGAAGACUUGGUAAAGGUUUAUCCACAACUGAAAGAGAUGAUUCGUAUAACUCUUUUUGAUGUUGCGCCCACAGUUUUGAGUACAUUUGAUGAGUCCCUGUCAAACUAUGCCAUGGAUACCAUGGAACGCGAGGGAGUCGAUGUCAAGACAAACCAUCACAUCGAGAGUCUUCGCUGGGGUGAACCUAAUUCCCCCGGUCCACACGAGAUGGAUCCGAAGCGCUGUCUGACUAUAAAGACCAAGGAAGACGGGGAAGAAGGCAUCGCAAUGUGUGUCUGGGCGACAGGUAACGAGAUGAAUGAGUUUGUUAACGAUGCUCUUGGUAAAGUAGAAGCGUUCCCAACGUCAUCCGUACUGGAGAAGAUGGAUCAUACCCCCGCAGAACGAUCUCCACAAUCUGCAGCGACAUGGAGUGUGAGGAAAGCAGAAAAGACAGGUGCUCUGCUGGUCGACGACCACCUUCGCGUCCGGCUCCAAUCGAACGAUGGCCAGACAGUCACCCUCCAGGAUGUCUUUGCCAUUGGUGACAACUGUAUGCUCGAAACAAACUCACCACCUGCAACAGCCCAGUCUGCCAACCAGGAGGCUAUUUGGCUGGCCAAAUGCCUCAAUACAAAUAAUUCUGACACCGGCCUGUCGCGGUAUCCUGCUUUCUCCUUCCGAAAUCUAGGCAUGAUAGCGUAUGUAGGCCGCUCAAGAGCGCUGAUGCAGUUCCCACAAAGCAGCCAGGACAAGGGCAAGGCUUCUCAUCUACCCCAGGGUUUGACUGGCUAUGCUGCCUGGCUCGUAUGGAAGGGUGCAUAUCUGUCAAUGAGCAUCAGCUGGCGCAACAGGCUGCGGAUCCUGUAUUCUUGGAUCUCAAACCGGGUGUUUGGAAGGGAUAUUUCAAGGUACUAG